ACCGAACCGUCACCUUCGCUCGUCUCUCACGUGAGUUGCACGCGAUGUAUGCGCUCACCGUUUCCUGACCUACCCACUCCAUCGCACAUCUCACCCCUCACCUGGCCUCGCUCUGGCGGCGGCCCCUGCGACCCCUCCGGCCCCUCCGACCCGGCGAGCAACCGACCGAGGCGUUUCAUCCGGCGACCUCUCCGACCCGGCGAGCAGCCGACCGAGUCGUUUUCUCCGGUGACCGAGCAGGCGGCCUCUCCGGCGACCUCUCCAACCCGGCGAGCAGCCGGCCCCUCCGGCGACCUCUGCGGCCUGGCGAGCAGCAGCCCCCUUCUGCGAGCAGGCAGAUCCUCCGAAUCGACUCCAGCGCCCCCCACUCCUCUGUCCUCCUGCGACCCGGCGACUCCUCCGACCCGGCCCUCUCGCCCAGCGCGGAAGAGAAGCUCCAGCCGAGGGUCAUUCUGUACCACUGAGAGGUCAAUGUGAAGGGGGACUUGUAAUUCUAUACAUAUUAGAGUUAGUUUUCUUUUUCUUUCUCCAUUUAUUCGGAGUGAGAAACAAAACUUCUCAUGGCAUCGCCGCAAGAAUCCAAUUCCCUGUGCUUGAAGCGAAAGCUCAUCGAUGGCUGCCUGUCGAAAGACUGCAAAUCUCGUCGAGUCAAAUCUGAGAAUGGGCCUUCAUUUGAUUCAUCUGCUAAACGCUGCAACUGUUGUUGCACGCGACCUAACCUUGCUAAUGAUUGUGUUAAUUUCCUGAAGAGUGGAGUGCCCAGCCGUAUCAUGUAUUACAAACAAGGUUCUUGGCACAAUUUUCCUGAGCAAAUAAUGAAGUCCCUCAUUGAAGAAUUCAGAGGCAAUAAAUCGAGUGUUGUUGCUGUGAUGGACGAUGAGCCUCUUCUUGUUGAUUUCUUGUCAAUGACCCUCGUCAACCUAAAAACUAGAAAGCAGCGGUCUGUUGCAUGGCUUGAUGACACUGGCAAGUGUUUCUCUCCUUCUCUUUUCUUUGAUGAGGAAAGUGAUGAAAUGACUAAAGGGGAUUCUGGUAACGUUGACGGCACUGCACAGGGAAUAAUGUCAGAUAAGGUUGCAAAUUCUCCCCCUGAAGUGGUGAAGCAAGUUGUCCUUGAAUCUAGUCCUCCAGUUUCUCAAAAACCUUCCACGGUAGAUGUAUUGCGCAAGAAAAUCACAUCUGUGGAAAGAGGCAGCGAAGGCUUUCUAUUUGUCCAGGACCUUUUCCUCUCUGGUAUGGGAUCAUUUGCAGCACCAAGUAGCAUACUUCAUGUCCACCGCCACUCUCCGAAUGAUAUCACUGCACAGUGUAGACUUGAAGCUUUUGAAAGACAGAUGAGGUCCACUAAAGAAGAACGUGGUGAUGCAAAUGUAAGAUAUGGAUGGCUAGGAUCGAGGAAGAAUGACAUAAUUAGGAUUCUGAUUAAUGGUUUGGGUACCACUGCAAAACCUGUUGAGAAGGCAAGUUUGAGUGCUGGUGUAUAUCUUUCGCCAGAAAACCGAGCCUUUACCAGUGUUGGUCUUUGUGAUGUUGACGAAAAAGGAGUGCAGUAUAUGUUGCUCUGCCGAGUGAUAUUGGGCAACAUGGAAGCUGUUGAGCCUGGAUCACAAGAGUCUUUUCCAAGCAGCGAGAUGUAUGAUUCUGGUGUAGAUGAUUGUUCAAACCCGAAGUGUUAUGUGAUGUGGCCAUCACAUCUAAGCACUCACAUGCGUUUAGAAUAUCUUGUUAGUUUCAAGCUAGUCCCAAAAGUUCAAAAUUAUUUGCUUGGCUUGAAGGGUUUAUGGUUUCACCCAUCACCAAAGGAUGUUGCAGUGGAUAUUUCUUCUCUUCAACCUGUAAUGUGUGAAACAGGUGAAGGACCAACUUCCCCAUGGAUAUCAUUCAGAGUUCUCUUUGGGGUAAUUCAAGACAAUAUAUCAUCUGUAGCAAGGGAGCUGCUCUUCCAUCAUUAUGAAGAGCUGAAGGAAAGCAAAAUAACUCGCGCAGAAAUGGUGAAGAAGAUGAUAAUAAUAGUUGGAGAAAAAAUACUUUUGGAAGCCUUGAAGAAACUUCAUUACUGUCCAUCAUUAUGGUACAAGCCUUCUGUCGAAGCUGUGUCUGGUGACCCUGCAAGUGCAACACCAGAACUGUUAUCCUUGGACGAGACAGGCAAUAAUUGUUCAUUAACUCUUAGUGUUAACCAUUGUGAUUCACAUGCACCAAAUGCCGCGGCUGAACACUCCGCAGUUCUUAUCACCAAAGGAUGUGAUACCCUUGCAACAGAUAUGGUGCCCAAAGGUCAUGUUGGUCUGGCACCGAGUGGUGUGCCAGAAACAUCUAGUUCUGCCGGUGCCAUAUGCCAGGGUUCUCCAAUUGUGGAACCCGAAGUUAGAAAUUCUUUUAGACAAAUCAUGUCACCUGGAAACUCUGCUGCUGGAUGUGCCAAAAACCAAGAUUCUUUUGUAGCAAGAGUGGCACCUAUAGUUCGUGAUGGCCUUUUGAGGACGAUUUCUGGAGGAUCUGCAUCUCCUGGUGUGGAAGUUUGCAAUUCUGUUACACCAAUCAAAGGACCUCCUGGUUAUGCUUCUGUAGCACCAACUAAUGCCUCAAAAACCCAUGGAAUUUUUACUCCAGUUUUCAUUUCUAAGGACUGUAAAUCUGUUGUACCAAGCUUGGCACUUGGAAAUUCUAAGAGUACAUGCGUGAAACGCCUCAAUUCUGCACCAAGAGUGACACCUGAAGGCCAGGAAUUUCUUUCACUAGGUAUUACAUCACAAAGCCCAGCACUUCAUUCAGUAAAUGGCCAGGCUAGUUCAACAUCGGUUGCCAUACCUCUAGUUCAUGCUCCAGGUGGAAAUUCACCAUCUAUGAGUACUGACGGCCGUGACUCUCUGGCACUGAGUAUCACACUCAAAGGCCAUGAUGGUCCAGCAUCAAGUAAAACGCCAAAGUGCCUUGAAUCUCCGAGAGCUGAUACCUUGCCAAAAGGCGAUCGCCCUCAAGCCCAGGAUGCGACCACCAAGGUGUAUAGUGCUCCAACACCGAUAACUGUGGAGCCAAAAAACCGCGGCUCCCAGAAUAAAUUAUCUGGGCCAGUUCUUGAUGCUAGCAGCCAUGCCGCGGGGGCAGCUAAUGCCCUCGUUGCCCUAUCAACUCUGCGAGAGAAGGGCGGGCAUUAGAGUAGUAGCAGCAGCAGCAGUGUUAAGAUCGCGCCAUUUCCGUUGUAUCUCCUUGUUCUGUACAUGUGAUGUUACCCGUUUCCAUGUACAUGUGGGUGUAAACCGGUGGGAUGGACUAGUUUGUUUAUUUAUUUCGUAGGACAGGAGUCACCCCGUCGACCUCUGAACAUAAAAUUCUCUUUGAUCCGUGGUAGUGAGAUGAUCUUAAACAAUGUUUCCCUGUGCG
Messenger RNA from Phragmites australis (common reed), 3384 nucleotides. Its product is annotated as inactive poly [ADP-ribose] polymerase RCD1-like. Gene Ontology annotation, molecular function: NAD+ poly-ADP-ribosyltransferase activity. The coding region runs from base 561 to 3158 and encodes 865 amino acids. The record is from RefSeq and is a predicted model, not a curated record. Lineage: Eukaryota; Viridiplantae; Streptophyta; Magnoliopsida; Poales; Poaceae. The transcript has 9 exons.